Eleginops maclovinus (Patagonian blennie) is the source of this 2225-nucleotide messenger RNA. It is a transcript of the gene taf1b, whose product is annotated as TATA box binding protein (Tbp)-associated factor, RNA polymerase I, B. Gene Ontology annotation, biological process: RNA polymerase I preinitiation complex assembly; nucleolar large rRNA transcription by RNA polymerase I. Gene Ontology annotation, cellular component: RNA polymerase transcription factor SL1 complex; RNA polymerase I core factor complex. NCBI's taxonomy places the organism in Eukaryota, Metazoa, Chordata, Actinopteri, Perciformes, Eleginopidae. Gene Ontology annotation, molecular function: RNA polymerase I core promoter sequence-specific DNA binding. The record is from RefSeq and is a predicted model, not a curated record.
GGGCAGCAGAGAGUCGCAGAGCCGUCGUUCCACCAGAACCUAAAGAAGAAGAAGAAACCCAAAACAAAGCUUCCACACGUGGCUAACUGUUAGCAUUACACUACAGCCUGAACUACAGCCUGAACUACAGCCUGAACUACAGCCUGGACUACAGACUACCCCGAAAAUGGACGAAGAGCAAACGGCGGGGUACAGGGAGCCCUGUAUGGUGUGUUCAGCGGUGGAUUGGGGAGUUUCAGACGAGGGUCGCUUCUUCUGCAAGUCCUGCCACAACGUCAUCGAGAGAACCAGAGAGGUGGUGGACCCCAACUUAACUCCUGGCGCCACCCGGAUCUCCACCAUCGGCAGAGGAACCAGAACCAAGAAGACCGAGCACGGGCGUCAGUGGAAGGUGUGUGAAGGUUUCCAGUUCAUCCUGAGGAACCAGGCCGACACGCUGGUCUCACUGGGAGUCAGUGCGCACUUUAAGGACGCAGUGCUGUGUCAGCUCUGGAGGAUGUUCCUGCAGAAGAGUCGGCAGGCGUACACUCUCAACCCGGUGAAAACCAGCAGCUUCAAAGUGGGGGACCCGGGCUCGGAGACCUCUGCCAGCGAGACGGACCCAGAGACCGUCGCGCCGAGCGCGGCCGCCUCCCUCGCAGGAAGCUGCAGCGAUGCGUCGCAGUGUUCGGGCUCGCUGGACGCCGGCAGCUUCCUGUCGGCUCAGCAGCGGGGGAGUGGCACCGCUGUGAUGAGCAUGAGGAAGACCCUCGCUCUGAUCCACCUGGCGCUCACCUGGAGCCGCGAGCCGCUGACGCUCAGCGACCUGCUCAGGUUGGUGAGUGAAGGGCACGUCCCGUACGUUAACGCUUACGAAGAUCUCCCCGACGAGAUGAAGCUCGAGGGCAAAGACGCUCUCUUCUUCAGAGUGCAGAGCGUCCCGACUCACCGGGCGGUGCAUAAGGACGCGCAGUCUCUGGUUCUGUUCCUGCAGCUUCCUGCUUUUCCUCCAAUCGGCCGGCAGAGUCUGCUGCACCCUGCGCUGCUGAGCCUGCGCUACCUGACGGAGGCUAACCUGCCCGACGAGCUCCACCCGUGGCUCCUCCGACUGCUGGACUGCGCUGGUUUGGCGGAUGAAGCGCUCCACACGUUUGACCCGGUGUCGGGGCGGGUGCUGCCGCGGUAUGACCUGCAGGCCGCCGCCAUCGUCAUCGUCACCAUGAAGCUCCUCUUCGGCCUCGACGACCACACCGAAUGGGAUUUAUCAAACGACGCAGGAGACCACGAGGACGCAGGGAACAUGUUCAGCCUGCGGCGCUGGUUCCGGCUGCUGGCGGCGGCUCUGACCGACGCUCGGAGCAGGAGGCAGAGCGACGUGGCCAGGAAACAAUGGACGGCUAGGAGACCUCUCUACGCCACCAGCGAGAAGAGGUGUGCCAGGGUGAAGAAAAAGCGGGUAGCGGAGCAGGUGACUAGACGUUUUGGAGAGGCUGUCCUCGACCGUCCUGUUGGGGGGGGGCAGCGUGGCCCCCCCUGCAGCUUCCUGUUCUGCUGGGGAGGGGACGGGGGGGCGGGGCCCAGCCUGCACAGUAAGAAGCUGGACGCUGCCCUGAUUCUGGGGGGUGACCCGUCCCCCGCUAACCCCACAUACUGGCAUCCGGACCUAAGACUCCACCAUCCCCGUUUGUGUAAGAGUCAUUUCUCGGAGGACUCGCUGCCUCAGAGCUUCGUCUGGCUGCUGCAGUUCUUUUGCUUCCUGCUGGACGUUGGUCCACUGUCACUGUACAACGAGGUUCUGAGGCUGGAGAGGAGGCUCGUCAGGAGGAAGAGUGGGGGGAGGAAGAGGAGGUUCAGAGGGAGAGGAGGCUCGUCAAGAGGAAGAGGAAGUGGUCUGUCUGCAGCUCACAGAGUCCUGCUGUGAACCCGGACAUGUGGAGACCCCUUAUUAUAGAAAUGUAGAGUAGGGCUCUCCAGCUCAGAGACACUGCCGGAUGCUAACCUGCGGAUUUUGGGACGUUAGCACAGUUAGCAUCAGCUGUGCAUUAUAGCUUAUGUGGACAAUAGCUAGAAAAUGGCUGAUUUGGACGAUUGUGGGGGUUACUGAGGAUGCUGAGUUAAAUUAAGGACAUUUUCGGGAUCAAGAUGGCAGUUUGAACCAGGAAGUGUUGCUACUUCUCUCCGGGCUUUUCCCUUUUCUGAAAAAGGAAAUUGUAAAAAAUCUCAAUAAAACAACAACAUCUGUUCUG